CCCCUCUGGGCGGGCAGCUGCGCAGGGCGCAGGGGCUGAUCAGCGGGGGGUACUCCAGGGACCUCGCACCCCUCUUCUCCCAGGAGGUUGCAAGAGCCUCAAUUCCAACCACCUCAGCUUGCCUCUGAUCCCUGUCCACUGCUGCCAGUCGAGAGGUGCCGCUGCUGCGGCCAUGGCCUCCCACGGGAAACUGAGGAAGGACCGGGGGUCCCUGACCGAUUAUGAGUCUCAGGUCAAAGAGAUCCGAUGUCAGUUGGCAGAACAGCUCCGAUGCCUGGAUGGUCAAGGGGAGCUUCGGCGAGAACUGCUCCAGGAUCUGGGCGAGUUCAUGCGGCGCAGGGCUGAGGUGGAGCUGGAAUACUCCAAGGGACUGGAGAAGCUCAGCGACAGGUUCCUGGGCCGAGGAGGCCGGACCAGUGCCAGGGACCGAGAGCAGCAGAACUUUCGGAAGGAGCCAUCCCUUCUGUCUCCCCUGCACUGCUGGUAUGUGCUGUUGCAGCAGACUCGGCAGGAAAGCCGGGAUCACGGGGCCCUCAGCGAGGUGCUGGCCGGACCCCUGGUCCAGCAGCUCAGUCACAUUGGAGAGGACGUAGGGCGCCUGGUGAAGAAGAGUAAAGACCUGGAACAGCAGUUGCAGGAAGAGAUGCUCAAAGUGGUGUCAGAGCUACAGAUGGCCAUGAAAACCUACCAGACAUAUCGGGCAGAGAGCGUAAGCUCUGAGGGCAAGCUGAGAGAAGCUGAAAGGCAAGAAGAGAAGCGGGCCGGCCGAUGUGGGGAGGCCGGCACCUCACCAGCUACAGAUGGCCAUGGCUGGGCCUCUCCUCGAAGGACUUCGCUCAAGAAAGGAGGGCGCCUAGUAGAGAAGCGCCAGGUCAAGUACCUCGAGCACAAACUGAAGUGCACCAAGGCCAGGAAUGAGUACCUGCUCAGUCUGGCCAGUGCCAACGCAGCCGUCAGCAACUACUAUUCGCGGGACACCAUGGACAUCAUGGACUGCAAUGAUCUGGGCUUCCACCUGGCCCUGAGCAAGGUUCUUCGUGGCUACACAGUGGCUAUGGCCCGGGCCAAGGCCUCCCCUGGGCAGAGCCCCAGCAAACUGGAGAUAGCCUUGGACGCCCUGGACCCCGAGGGAGACAAAAGCAAAGUGCUGGAGCUCCACGCCUCUGCCUUCUGCCCGCCCCUUCGAUUUGACUACCAGCCCUAUGAAGGGGACGAGGUAUCUGAGGUCCAAGUGUGCCUAGACCUGGAAGACGAAAUCUUGUCUAGAGCCAAGAACAUCCAAACUCGCCUGGGUCGCCAGUGUAUUGAAACUGAGGAGAUCAACAAGACCCUCAAGGCCACUCUACAGUCUUGGUUAGACCAGUCAGCCUCUGAAGAAGGAGACGUGUUGGAUGCCUUCCAGACCAGUCCAUCCACUGAAUCGCUCAAGUCCACUGGCUCUGACCAUGGCAGUCGGCAGCUCGCACGGAGACGUGGCCAGCAGCAAGAGACUGAAACUUUCUAUAUUCUGAAACUUCAAGAAUAUCUGAGCUGUAGAAGUAUUCUCUUUAAGCUGCAAGCGAAACAUGAGAAACUACAGGAGGCUAUUCAGAGAGGCAACAAGGAAGAUCGUGAUGGUUCACAAUCCUGCUCGGCUAUGACUAGAUCCCAAAGGAAUCGGCGUCUUCGGCCUAGCUCCCAGUACAACCACAAACUUUUUUCAGGAGAUAUGGAAAAGUUUAUCCAGAGCUCUGGCCAAGCUGUUCCUUUAGUUGUAGAAAGCUGUGUCCGUUUCAUCAACCUACAUGGUCUCCAGCAUGAGGGCAUUUUUCGAGUGCCCGGAGCACAACUGAGGGUCACGGAAAUCCGGAAUGCCUUUGAGAGAGGCGAGGAUCCUUUGGUGGAUGGCUACUCUGCUCACGACUUGGACUCUGUGGCUGGUGUACUAAAACUCUAUUUCCGGGGCCUGGAGACACCACUUUUCCCACUAGAGAUGUUUGGGGAGAUGCUGGCUGCUGUGGAUCUGGAGAGCCCUGGAGAACGGAGAGAAUUUGUGAAGGGCAUCGUGGGCCGCCUGCCAGGGCCAGUGCUGGUGGUCCUCCGUUAUCUCUUUACCUUCCUCAAUCACCUGGCCCAGUACAGUGAUGAGAACAUGAUGGAUCCUUACAACCUGGCUGUGUGCUUUGGGCCCACCCUGGUGGUUGUGCCACCUGAGCAGGACCCAGUGGCGGUGCAGAGCCGGGUAAACCAGCUGGUUCAGACCCUCAUCUUAGAACCCGAGCUCAUCUUCCCAACCUCGACUGCACUCCCAGGGCCCCUCUAUGAGAAGUGCAUGGCCCCGCCACAUGAUGAUUUUGGGGAUACUCAGCUGGAUGCCACAGCAGAAGAGAAUGAGCAGGACCUGCCUGCGGAGACAUCAGCCACUAAAGAGGAGACUUCCAUCCCAAUCCCAGAGAGUUCCAAGGAUGCCUCGUACUGUUCAGCCCCGGUCCUUGAGUGUGGGGAGUCUCUGGAGGCUGUGGCGUGUUUCGACUAUGUAGGCCGCACGCCCCAGGAACUUACUUUCCAGCGUGGAGAUUUACUGUGUUUGCACACCCGGGCCUCCGGAGAAUGGUGGCGUGGAGAGCGGGCAGGCACCCUGGGGCUCAUCCCCCACAAAUAUAUCAAGGUGCCUGACAAGGCAGAGAGUCAAGCAGUUUUACAGGAAGGACAGGGAGAAGGCGAACUGGUCCCCAAAAGCGAGGAUCCUGUAGUGGAGCCUGUGUGCCGAGUGCGCACAAAUUCAGCAGGUGCCUAUAGCAAGGCUUCCUCCAAAUCGAGAGGUGGCAAACUGACUUCGCCUUUUUUUGAACCUACCCACCACCCUAUGUCAAGCAGCCGAGCUUUUUCACCUUCUGACAGAUCAGAACGCUGGAAUGCAAUGGAUAUGCCAGGUCCCUCUGGGUACAACUGGCACUGCCCAGCCAUCGUCACCACUGAUAAGAAAUGGGACAAAUGGGAUGCUGAUAAGAGAUGGGAUGCUGAUAAGAAAUUGGAGGUCGAUAAGAGCGUGGCCCAGAAGAUGGAAUCUGUCUUUAAGGAGCUCUUGGGGAAGGCCCAUACCAGGCACCUGCCGAAGACCUCAGAGAUACUUUUGAGCUCCCCUGAGGCCUCCUGCUCUGCCGCCCACAGCUGGUGGCCCCUGGGACCCUCCCGAACUGGGAAGAACAAGGUUUUCUCUAGAGGCGCUGGGGGUCAUGACCAAUUCUGAGCUCCUCUCCUGCCCCUGCUAUUUCUUCACAGGUGUAUGGGACCUCGCCUGUCUUCAUUUACCUUAAUUCAAACUUUUCUGUCUAUGUCCCCUUUCCCAAUUUUUCCUCUUGAGAAACCGGAAUAAAAUUGAAGGUCCGGCGGGGCAAAUGCUUGGCUCCCAAGUCCCCGGGAGGGCCCAGCAAGA
Monodelphis domestica (gray short-tailed opossum) is the source of this 3415-nucleotide messenger RNA. It is a transcript of the gene ARHGAP4, whose product is annotated as Rho GTPase activating protein 4. Lineage: Eukaryota; Metazoa; Chordata; Mammalia; Didelphimorphia; Didelphidae. The record is from RefSeq and is a predicted model, not a curated record. Gene Ontology annotation, molecular function: protein binding. Gene Ontology annotation, biological process: signal transduction.